Medicago truncatula (barrel medic) is the source of this 2442-nucleotide messenger RNA. RefSeq names its product receptor-like protein Cf-9. NCBI's taxonomy places the organism in Eukaryota, Viridiplantae, Streptophyta, Magnoliopsida, Fabales, Fabaceae. The record is from RefSeq and is a predicted model, not a curated record. Bases 1 to 2442 code for a protein of 813 amino acids. The transcript has 2 exons. Gene Ontology annotation, molecular function: protein binding.
AUGUCAGAUCACGUGAUUGAACUAGACCUCAGUUGCAACAAUUUGAAUGGUGAUUUACAUCCCAAUAGCACUAUCUUUCAGCUUAGACACCUUCAACAACUCAACUUGUCUUUAAAUUUUUUUUUUGGGUCUUCAUUGCAUGUUGGUAUUGGUGAUUUAGUGAAUCUCACAUAUCUAAAUCUAUCAAAUUGUUACCUCAGUGGUAAUAUUCCCUCCACAAUCUCUCAUUUGUCAAAAUUAGUAUCACUUGAUCUUAGCAAUUACCGGCACUUGGAACAACAACUCAAACUUGAUACAUUGACAUGGAAGAAACUCAUUCAUAAUGCUACUAAUUUAAGGGAGCUUCAUUUGAAUAGAGUGGAUAUGUAUUCCAUUAGAGAGAGCUCUUUGUCUAUGCUAAAGAAUGUGUCAUCCUCUUUGGUUUCUCUUAGGCUAGGAGAAAUUGGGUUGCAAGGAAAUUUGUCAAGUGCCAUCCUCUCUUUACCUAAUCUUCAAAGACUAGAUUUGUCAAAUAAUGAACUUAGCGGUAAACUUCCAAAAUCAAACUGGAGCACUCCUCUAAGGUACUUGGACCUAUCUGGCAUCACUUUCUCAGGUGAAAUUCCCAAAUCUAUAGGCCAUUUGAAGUAUCUUACUCAAUUAGUCCUUUCAUAUUGCAAUUUAGAUGGGAUGGUUCCUCUAUCUUUGUGGAACCUCACUCAACUAACACAUUUGGACCUUUCUGACAACCAUCUCACAGGGUUCAUUGAUGAGUUUUCAACUUAUUCUUUGCAAUCUUUGUAUCUCUCAAAUAACAACCUACAUGGUCAUUUUCCAAAUUCAAUAUUUGAACUCCAAAAUCUUACCAACUUAGAUUUGUCUUCAACAAACUUAAGUGGUGUUGUGGAUUUUCACCAAUUUUCAAAAUUAAACAGACUAUGGUAUCUCUAUCUUUCACACAAUGGUUUUCUUUCUAUCAACAUUGAUAGCAGUGUUGACACCAUCUUACCUAACCUUUUUUCAUUAGAUUUAUCAUAUGCCAAUAUUAAUAGUUUUCCUAAAUUCCAAGCACGAAAUCUGGAAAGCUUAGAUCUCUCCAAUAGCAACAUUCAUGCGAGAAUUCCCAAAUGGUUUCAUAAGAAGCUCUUAAACUCAUGGAAGGACAUUAUACACAUUGACCUGAGUUUCAACAAGUUACAAGGUGAUCUUCCAAUUCCACCUGAUGGCAUUGAAGACUUUUUACUCUCAAACAACAACUUCACAGGAGAUAUUUCUUCAACAUUCUGCAAUGCUAGUUCCCUUUAUAUCCUCAAUUUGGCUCACAACAAUUUGACAGGUAUGAUUCCACAAUGUCUAGGAACAUUUUCUUAUCUCUCUAUUUUGGAUAUGCAAAUGAACAACCUCUGUGGAAGCAUUCCUGGAACCUUUUCCAAAGGAAAUAUAUUUGAGACUAUAAAAUUGAAUGGAAACCAAUUGGAAGGACCAUUACCACAAUGUUUGGCUUACUGUUCAUAUCUUGAAGUAUUGGACCUUGGUGACAACAACAUAGAGGAUACUUUUCCCAAUUGGCUAGAAACUCUACAAGAGUUACAGGUGCUAAGUUUACGAUCAAAUCAUCUUCAUGGGUCAAUCACAUGUUCUAGCACCAAGCAUCCAUUUCCUAAGUUGAGAAUUUAUGAUGUCUCUAGUAACAAUUUUAGUGGCCCCUUGCCAACAUCAUGCUUCAAGAACUUUCAAGGAAUGAUGGAUGUGAAUAACAGCCAAAUUGGUUUGCAAUACAUGGGUAAAGCCAGAUACUUUAAUUACUAUAAUGAUUCUGUGGUGAUCAUAAUGAAAGGUCUUUCCAUAGAGUUAACGAGGAUAUUGACUACUUUUACAACUAUUGAUUUAUCAAAUAACAAGUUUGAUGGAGAAAUUUCAGAAGUCAUUGGAGAAUUAAAUUCUCUCAAAGGCCUUAACCUCUCAAACAAUGGAAUCACAGGAACCAUUCCACAAUCUUUAAGUCAUUUGAGAAAUUUAGAGUGGUUGGACCUCUCAAGGAACCAAUUGAAGGGUGAGAUUCCCGUGGCUUUGACAAAUUUGAAUUUCCUCUCAUUCUUAAACCUUUCACAAAACCACCUUGAGGGAGUCAUACCUACAGGUCAACAAUUUGAUACAUUUGGAAAUGAUUCUUAUGAAGGGAAUACAAUGUUGUGUGGAUUCCAAUUGUCUAAAUCAUGCAAAAAUGAGGAAGAUCUUCCACCGCAUUCAACAUCUGAAGAUGAAGAAGAAUCAGGAUUUGGCUGGAAAGCGGUAGCAAUCGGAUAUGGAUGUGGGGCAAUAUAUGGGUUGCUGUUGGGAUAUAAUGUAUUCUUCUUCACUGGAAAACCCCAAUGGCUUGCAAGACAUGUUGAAAAUAUGUUUAACAUAAGAUUGAAAAGAUCAAACAAUAGAGCCAACUUAAAUCGUAGAAGGAUGAAUUAA